This is a messenger RNA of Perkinsus marinus ATCC 50983, 515 nucleotides long. RefSeq names its product 26s proteasome regulatory subunit s3, putative. The record is from RefSeq and is a predicted model, not a curated record. Gene Ontology annotation, biological process: ubiquitin-dependent protein catabolic process. NCBI's taxonomy places the organism in Eukaryota, Perkinsozoa, Perkinsida, Perkinsidae. The transcript has 4 exons. The annotation marks the transcript as partial. Gene Ontology annotation, cellular component: proteasome regulatory particle, lid subcomplex.
AUGAUGGUGGUUCACUUGUCAGGGCGUCUGAAGGCUGUACAACUGGAGUAUUCCGAUGCCUAUGGUAGGCUGACACAGGCUAUCAGAAAGAGUCCACAAGGGGAGGUCGGCCGAGGCUUCAGGAUAUCUGCUUAUAAGUUUGCUAUCAUUGUCGAGCUCCUCAUGGGGGAGAUACCGGACAGGUCGGUCUUCGCUCAAUCGGACCUCCAGAAGCCCCUCAAGGUGUAUUACCAGAUAGCUGGUGCCGUUAGGAAGGGAUCGGUCAACGAGUUUGAAAGCAUCGUGGAAGCUCACUGUAGCGAGCUGCGUAAGGAUGGCACACUCAGCUUGAUUGGCCGACUCCACCACAAUGUUAUAAAGGCUGGCCUUCGUGGCAUCAACCUUAGCUAUAGCAAGGUCCCUAUGGAGGAGGUGAUGCAGAAGCUUGGCUUGAAUAGUCGAGAAGAGGCCGCUGGAGUUGUUAGUAAGGCCAUUGCUGAUGGUGUUAUUGACGCCACUAUUGAUGAUGAUGGGGA